This is a messenger RNA of Leptonychotes weddellii (Weddell seal), 405 nucleotides long. RefSeq names its product adenylate kinase isoenzyme 1. The record is from RefSeq and is a predicted model, not a curated record. Gene Ontology annotation, molecular function: nucleobase-containing compound kinase activity; ATP binding. Gene Ontology annotation, biological process: nucleobase-containing compound metabolic process. NCBI's taxonomy places the organism in Eukaryota, Metazoa, Chordata, Mammalia, Carnivora, Phocidae.
AUGUUACUUCCCCGUCAAGAGAUUUCAGAUGGCUGGGAACAAGAAGAUCCUACAGGCAUCCAGGAAGUGGUGGGCCGGGCCCCAGACAUCGUCAUCAUGUUUGACUGCUCCAUGGACACGAUGGUUCGGAGAGCGCUGCGCCGGGGCCGCAUAGAGCACCGGGCAGAUGACUGUGAGUCGGCCAUCCGCCAGCGCCUGGAGACGUACUACACGCUGUGUGAGCCAGUCUUGACCUUCUAUCAGCAGAAGAACCUGCUCUGUAAUAUCUUGGCAGAAGCAGCUCCAGAAAACAUUUUUGCCAAGUGCUGUUCUGUCAUUGAAAGCCUGCAGUGAUGGGAGGGGUUGGGGGCUCUGCCUUCGCCCUCAUCCCAGAACCCACACGGGGUUCAGAAGGGGCGCAGUGCC